Closterium sp. Yama58-4 is the source of this 738-nucleotide messenger RNA. NCBI's taxonomy places the organism in Eukaryota, Viridiplantae, Streptophyta, Zygnematophyceae, Desmidiales, Closteriaceae. The record is from the annotation of a GenBank genome assembly.
AUGGCCUUCGAGACGGACGGGAGUGGCACGGCGUGGACGGAGAAUCGACGCGGUGGCCGUUGCUGGCGCGCACGAGAGACAGCAGAAGCGAAAUGGCGCGGAGUGGACGCGGAAUGGCGCGGAGUGGACGCGGAAUGGCGCGGAGUGGACGCGGAAUGGCGCGGAGUGGACGCGGAAUGGCGCGGAGUGGACGCGGAAUGGCGCGGAGUGGACGCGGAAUGGCGCGGAGUGGACGCGGAAUGGCGCGGAGUGGACGCGGAAUGGCGCGGAGUGGACGCGGAAUGGCGCGGAGUGGACGCGGAAUGGCGCGGAGUGGACGCGGAAUGGCGCGGAGUGGACGCGGAAUGGCGCGGAGUGGACGCGGAAUGGCGCGGAGUGGACGCGGAAUGGCGCGGAGUGGACGCGGAAUGGCGCGGAGUGGACGCGGAAUGGCGCGGAGUGGACGCGGAGCGUGGUACUGUUGACGCGGAGUAUGAUGGAGUGGACGCGGAGUGGUGUGGAGUGGACGCGGAGUGGUGUGGAGUGGACGCGGAGAGGUGUGGAGUGGACGCGGUGUGGUGUGGAGUGGACGCGGAGUGGUGUGGAGUGGACGCGGAGUGGUGUGGAGUGGACGCGGAGUGGUGUGGAGUGGACGCGGAGUGGUGUGGAGUGGACGUGGAACGGACGGGCCUGCCAUUGCUGCCUCACUCAAGAGACAUCCCGAAGGAGCAAGACGGCGCAGGAGUGGAAGAGCGGUAA